AUGUCUAAGGGUUAUACAUUCUCGUUGAAAGUGAUGAUUGAUAAAGAGACAAACAAACUACUUUUUGCAAGAGCCGACCGCCAUUUCGUAGACAUUGUGUUGAGCUUCAUGACUUUGCCUUUGGGAAGAAUUAUCAAAGUGUUGAAGCAGCAUUAUGGAGAUGAGGUGCCUACGUUUGGAAGCUUAAACAACUUGUACCAUAGUUUAUCGAAUCUCGAUAGCACCCAUUUUGUGACGGAUGGUGCUAAGCGGUAUCUGCUCAAUCCAAUAAGUUCACUUGAAGAUGAUUACCGAAGGUUGAAACUUGAUAUCACUGAUUACCAGCCUGCUGAAUAUUUUGAAUGUUCAGGCAGCAUUUGUUUUUAUGGAUUUCGAAGUAUAAGCAUGUACUAUGAUGGUAUCCGGCGUUGCAGAUAUUUCAGUUAUCACACGAUGACAAGUAAAGUAGCUAAGAAAGUGUCUAAUGCUGGUUCUAGUGAUGGAGUUUGGACUAUACCUAGGGAAUCUUUCACAAUCUUUGAUGAUCUGCAACUAUUUCCAAAUGAGAUUGGACUCGUUCGAAUCCUUGCUCUUCUAGGCAUCACAGGUGCGAAUAAGAUGGAGUUAAUCCAAGUGGAUCUUGGGUUCAAUGAGAUUAUGAAGUUGUUGAGGGCAUCCUUGAUGUCCCCAACUCCACUAUCGGAUGUCAUAUUAAUCAAAACAACACCCAUGGAUUCAACAAGUAUUCCAUUGAAUGAAAUAUCAAAGGAAGAAAACCCCAACUCUAGCAGUGUAAGUUUGAAAGUGGUCAUGCAAAAAUCAAGUGGAAAGUUGUUAUAUGCUCAAGCUAAGGAAGAUUUUGUUGAGUUUCUGUUUAGUCUCUUCACCAUCCCCAUAGGAGGAGCCGAGCACCUCAUGGGCGGUAAGACUUGUUUUAAGGCCAUCGACAACUUGUAUCGGAGCACAGCUGAAUUCUUAGGUGAAGAGUAUUUCAAGACCGCAGAUACCAAAAAGAGGCUAAUGAAUCCCAAUUUGCCUCAUGGUUGUACCUCCAGAAACCAGAUUCUUCCUCUUGUUGAAGAAUGCUUACCUGCUGAUUACACUGAUGAUCUCUCAAAUUUUUAUUCUAAGAAGUUUCCCAAAGGACAAGGGUGUUAUCUUGAGGGACCAACAACUUAUCAUGUGACUAAUGAUUUGAUUGUGACACCUUUUUGUCCUUUGUCCGUCCUUUCCAGUCUCAACAGCCUGAAGAUCCUGAUAUCUGAUGUCGAAGAAAGGGAGAUUCAAAUUGGAUUCAAAGAGGGCUUGAGCAUAUUGAAAGCCUCUCUCACAUCCACUUCUGUUCUUACCGAUGCUUUGCUCACUCCAAUUUGA
This is a messenger RNA of Salvia hispanica, 1353 nucleotides long. RefSeq lists its product as uncharacterized. Lineage: Eukaryota; Viridiplantae; Streptophyta; Magnoliopsida; Lamiales; Lamiaceae. The record is from RefSeq and is a predicted model, not a curated record.